AUGUCGAGCGACGGCGACGACGGCGACGACGGCCGAGGGCGCGACGACGGCGACGACGGCGACGACGCGCGGCGCGCGGGCGCGUCGCGCGCGCGCGCGGACGCGAGAGGGACGAAUAAUCAUCGCAAUCACGACGAUGGCGUUCGAAAUCAACGACGACGACGGUCGAGCGACGACGCGCGCGACGGCGCAGACGACGAGACGACGAACGCGCGAGCGACCGACGGUGACGACGAACGAACGGACGCGCGACUGUUCCCGCCGACGCGCGCGGACGAGGAGGGGACGAAGACGCGGACGCGCGGGGACGAGGCGACGCGCGGGACGAACGAGGCGAAGGAAAACGACGACGAGGGGCGAAGGAAAGCGAACGAGCGCGGGAAAACGCGCGGGAGGGAAGGCGAUGGCGGCGUGGGAGCGACGGGGGGGUCGAUCGUGGACGCGGCGAGGGAGAGCGCGACGGCGGGGUUGGCGGUGUGCGGAAACGUGUACGUGCGGAGCGUGGAGAAUAAGCUGCCGCCGGGAGUGCGAUCGGUGGUGAAGGGCGCGAGGUGCGAGGUGCGGACGUUCGCGGAUGUAUUCUUUGCGACGAUGUUCGCGUCGUGCGCGCUGACGGUGCGCGUGGUGGGGGCGGGGGCGGGGGCGGCGCGACGCGCGGGCGAACGGACGAUGUCGACGGCGGGGGAGGCGAGCGCGAGAAUCGCGCGCGAGGUCAAGAUGAAGACGAUGACGAUCGCCAAGGGCGGGAACGACCGCAAAGAAGCGCGUGGGGAGGCGUCGAAGGCGUCUGAACCGUCGUCGGUGGCCUCGUUGGCGAAGGAGAAGACGAAAGAGGCGUUGCGAGGGCUCGACGACGCCAAGCUGGCCGCGCUGGCGAGCGUGAAAUCUUUCUUCGAUGACCGAAAUAAACCAGGCGGGGACGGGACGAAGUCGAAAAAGAGUGGCGAAGCGUCCGGGUCGAAGUCGAAAAACGCGAAGAAGAAGUCGGUCGAUGUGACGAAGACCAAUGGCGACGCGAAGCCGCGGCGGAAGAAGUCGGUCGCGACGGAGGAUGGGAAACUGAAAAGGCGCGUCGAUCCUUUGCGAAGCCUCGUGAGCGAAGAAACGUCUAAAAAGGUUAAAGAAAAGUUAAAAGGGUUUGAGGAUGCCGUUGGAAGUUGGCCAAUGGUGCAAGCGGUGAAGCCACGCGUGGAUGGCUUCGUUGAAGCGUUCGCGGAGCGUCAACGCGUCGUCGUCGCCAAGCUGCACUCGUCCACCGAAGGCGGCGUCGACACCAUACGCGGUGCGCGUGCGAGCUUGGUCCAUCACGCUAAGGGCUUAAAAACACGCGUCGAGGAUGGUGUCACCGGCGCGCGCGGUAUUUUGGCUGGUGGAAUCGCGAGCACGAGUAGACUCGUAUCUCCGCUCCUCCGUCACGACAGGAGCGCGACGCAAAAAAGUCGACUGAAGACGUUUUUAAACCCUGGUUCGAGCGGACGUGCGAUUAUGAGAGAUGACGAGUACAGCGCUGCACAGAUUGAGCGGCACCACGAGCUGAGUAAACAAGUGGAGCGCGCGGCGAAGCUUUCUCGCGAGGCGGAUGGCGAGUUGCUCGCCAAGCCGCUGCGCGUCGUCGUGCAGCCGGAGGACAAUCUGUUCGACAUCGCCAGCAUCGCUGGCAUCAGCGUCAUGGAUCUCGCGCGCUACAACAACUUGCGUCCGCAUCCAGAGAGCCACUUCCUCAAGAUUGACCCCGGCCAGGUCCUGUACGUCCCUUCGCGGUCUUUGCUCGACCGCCUUCCCGCGAUCGAUCGCGCUAGAGAGCCCAAAUACGAGCUCUCCGUCCGCGUCACCGACGUCCCGCGCGCGGCACCACCACCGACCGCUUCGUCUCGCCUCGUGCAUCCAUCGCGUCACUCCAGGCACAAAUCCGUGCGCGAAUCCGACGACGCGUUGGAGUCAUCCAACUUUGCCGCGUCUCUGGGCGUCUCGCUCGCCCUGUGCGCCGCCGCGCUCGCCCUGCGCAGCGUUCGCGAAGCCAUGAAUUCCGACGACGAAGACGUCAACGACGCCUAA
This is a messenger RNA of Ostreococcus lucimarinus CCE9901, 2055 nucleotides long. RefSeq lists its product with no specific name. The record is from RefSeq and is a predicted model, not a curated record. Lineage: Eukaryota; Viridiplantae; Chlorophyta; Mamiellophyceae; Mamiellales; Bathycoccaceae. The transcript has a single exon. The coding region runs from base 1 to 2055 and encodes 684 amino acids.